AUUGAAAGACCAGAGGUGUAGCCUUUAUAACCAGCAUUACUCAAGUUGAUGUCAACACAUCUUCCUGCGAGACUACAGUCAAGAGACAUCAGCAGAAAUGAAGGCCAUUGUAAUCUUAAGCUUCUUGGGAUGUGCACUUGCACAAGACAGAAUUUUUUCAUGGAAUGGUCCGGGAGAACCCAGUGAAGUUGACCCCAAUGAGAAUGUGUGUCCGACUGAUGUGGCGUCCUGUGGAUGCUGCCUGAUGAAGAAUCAGAUGUGGAAGAUGGAGACCUUUUUCAACAUGAGCUUAAAUGAGCUACAAAGGGGACUGGAGAGAGCUCAUGCAGUCUUAAACAAUAUUCGUGCCAGUCGGAGUGCCUUCUCUGUGGCUCUUACUGAUACACGCCAAUGUGUCGGCCCGAAUCGCGAAGACUCUGUGGUGAAGUAUGGCAGUGUAUUUAUUAACUUGGGAGAUGGCUACAGUACCAACACUGGUGUUUUUGUAGCUCCACGUUCUGGUGUCUACAGCCUGGCACUAACUGUUUAUAGUGAUGCUGGUGCUGCCGGAGCCACACUCGCUGCUUGUGCUCGACUCCGGCUGAACGGACGCACACUCGCAUCUCCGAGUGAGAAGAACAAUCAAGACCAGCAGGACAGUGUUAGCGCUGUGCUAGCAGUGCAGCUGAAUGCAGGAGACCAGGUGGAUGUUGCUCUUCCAGCCGGCUGCUUUCUGUGCGACGAUAACAACCACUACAACACUUUCACCGGGUUCCUGCUCUAUGCAACUGAUUAAUAUACAGACAAUUAAUGCUGUUUUCAAAUAUACAUACUACACGAUUUAUACUGUAUUUGACUUUUUUAAUGUAUAAAAUACAGUACUAAGUGUGCGACAAUUACUUCAUUUAUCUUGUUGUAUGCUCUUUUUGAUUUCAUUAGUGCAAGAAUGCUAUAUAUUGUGAUUUCAAACACAUUUCCUCUGCCCUCUUAACAAAUAUUAUGUUUCUCUCUCUGUGACACACUAUAUGUUUAAAUGAACUAAAACAAGAUGUCUUUCAAGCUACUCUAAGAGUUCAAAAACAAAAUAUGAGGUCAGGGUAAUAGAUUAAAACUGUUUCAAUGCAAAGAACAUAAUCAAAAAUACUACUUUUGUGUUGAAAUAAACAUUAUGGUUAUUUU
Messenger RNA from Rhinichthys klamathensis goyatoka, 1158 nucleotides. RefSeq names its product cerebellin 20 (gene cbln20). The record is from RefSeq and is a predicted model, not a curated record. NCBI's taxonomy places the organism in Eukaryota, Metazoa, Chordata, Actinopteri, Cypriniformes, Leuciscidae. Bases 98 to 775 code for a protein of 225 amino acids. The transcript has 4 exons. Gene Ontology annotation, molecular function: protein binding.